Molecule: messenger RNA, 4335 nt
Organism: Sceloporus undulatus (fence lizard)
Lineage: Eukaryota; Metazoa; Chordata; Lepidosauria; Squamata; Phrynosomatidae
Gene: LOXHD1
Product: lipoxygenase homology PLAT domains 1
Exons: 12
Coding region: 94-2364 (756 amino acids)
Molecular function (GO): protein binding
Source: RefSeq, a predicted model, not a curated record
AAUAGGAUUCCAUUCAAAAUGGCAUGCUUACAUAAAAAAAAUGCAGUUUUGACAAAAGUCCAGUUCUUUCUGUUCAAUCUCCCCUAGGAAGAUAUGUUCACAAUCAAAGCUGUGGAUCUUGGCACUAUCUUUAAAAUCAGGAUCCGCCACGACAACAGCUUCCCAAGACCGGACUGGUACCUGGAGAAAGUAGAAAUCCUUGAUGAGAAUACAGAAGACCUGUACCUGUUUCAGUGUGAACGCUGGCUGUCAAGGAAGAAGGAGGACACCAUGAUUGAGAGGAUACUUUGGGAAAAAAACGCUGACCGUGAUCGCAAAAGCAUUGGUAAUUCAUCCCUGACACAAGACAGCAAUGCAAAUGUGAUGGAUAAGAAAACUUCAGAUGGAUCUACUCCAGAUGGGCCAUUCAUUCCUUACCACAUCAUCGUCACCACAGGUAGUGAGUUAGGUUCUGACACUGACAGUCGAGUUUUUCUCAUCAUGAUGGGACCUCAGAAUAUUAGAACAGAACGGCUGUGGCUUGAUCUCCCAGAAGGACAGGAUGAAUUUGCAGAUGCCUCUGUGGAGAAAUUCUAUGUUAUGGGACGGGAUGUUGAAGAAUUAAAAAAAAUAGAGGUGGGCCAUGAUGGGGCCACACCAGAAAGCUCCUGGCUCUUAGAAGAAAUAACCAUCGUCAUACCCACCAAAGGACUCAUGUACACCUUUGUUUGUAAAUGUUGGCUGGCUAGAGACAUGGGAGAUGGUCUUACUUCACGAGUCUUCAAUGUCUUGGAUGCUGACAGUGUCAACAUUGGUCUGAAGAUUUUGUAUGAAGUGACUGUUGUGACUGGAGAUAUCUCAUAUGCUGGAACUGAUACUGGAAUUUUUUUUAUACUCUUUGGAUCCAAUGGGUGCUCAGGAGAGAUGCAGCUGGACAAAAAUGGAGACAGAUUUGAGAUUGGUCAAAGAGAUACUUUUAUAAUGGAGAUCCCAGACAUUGCACCGCUUAGGAAGAUGAGGAUAUGGACUGAUGGGGAAGGGUGUCGUCCAGACUGGUUUCUGGAAGAGAUCAUCAUGAAGAAUCUGACCACUCAGGAGGUGACCACCUUUACAUACAAUGACUGGUUUUCAAAACAAUGGGGCGACAAGCUUACCUUGGAGUGGGAAAUGCCAGCAAUGAUUGAUGGUGAACAGAUGAUGGACUACACAACAUAUACCGUCCAGGUUAAAACCAGUGACAUUGGAGGAGCUGGAACAGAUGCCAAUGUGUUCCUAAUCAUCUUUGGGGAAAACGGAGACACUGGGACUUUGCCUCUGAAGGUAUCAAACCGAUCCAACAAGUUUGAAAGGGACAAGUUGGAUGUCUUUGAUUUCCCAGAUGUGCUCAGUCUUGGGGACCUCUGCAAAGUGCGUGUCUGGCAUGACAACAAAGGAAUUGCACCUGGCUGGCACUUGGAAUACAUUGAUGUGGAAGACUCCAUCAUGGACAAAAUAUACCGCUUUCAGUGUGAUCGCUGGCUGGCGAAAAAGGAGGAUGAUGGGCAGCUCCUGCGGGAACUGGCUUGUGCCAAUAAUGACAUCCUGGAACUGAAAGAGCGGACUUCUUAUGAAAUCCUCACCAUCACCAGUGACAGAGAAGAUGCAGAAACCAAAGAGAAUGUCUUUGUUAUUUUUGAAGGGAAGAAAGGACGUUCCAAAGAGUUUCUUCUGGAGAACUCUUCCAAGAAAAGGAGGUUUUUAAGGGGAGCAACCGAUGUAUUCGAGUUUUCUUCGAAGAAUGUUGGUGAUAUUGCAGCCAUCUGUGUUGGUCAUUGUCCAAAAGACGGAAAGAAAUCAAGCGUGAAAGCAGAUGUCUACUGGCAUGUUGAGGAGAUUGUUGUUACAGAGAUGGAACUUAACAACAAGUAUUUCUUCAGGUGCAAUGCAAAAAUUCCCCUACGCGCAAAGAAGGGCGACCACAAAGUCAUCGAGUGUGCCAAGGUGAUUGAGAGUUUUGCCAGCAAAGCUCGGAGUCUGGUGCCAGUCAAAUACGAGGUGAUCAUUGUGACAGGAUCUGUGAAGGGAGCUGGGACCGACGCCAACGUCCUCCUCACCAUCUAUGGAAUGAACGGGGACUCGGGCAAACGGGCUCUCAAGCAGAAAUACCGCAACCUCUUUGAACGGGGCAGUGCCGAUCGGUUUUACCUGGAAAUCCUUGAACUUGGAGAGUUGAGAAAAGUUCGUGUUGAGCACGACAGUAAGGGUUUUUCUCCAGGUUGGCUGGUAGAAAGGGUUGAAAUCACCAACUCUGCUACUGGGGUGACAACCAAUUUUCCCUGUGGGAAAUGGCUUGACAAGGAGAAAGGCGAUGGUUUAACAUGGAGAGAGCUAUUUCCUAGAAAUUAAUAGUAUUAGUAAGUAGAAAUGGACACUCAAGCAAAUGAGUUUUAUGGCACUAAACCCUUAAAGGGUUGCCCUUUUCUUGUUAUAUGCCUUCAAGUUAUUUCUAACAGAGAAACCUAUCACAUAGGAGGGUUUUGGUAAGAUUUUUUUUCUGAAGCAGCUUGCCUUUGCUUUCCUCUGAGGCUGAGAGAAUGUGAUUUGCCUAAAGUCUAUCAAUGGGUUUCAAUGAUUGAGCAGGGAUUUGAACCCUGCCCUCUCAGUAUCUUUGUCCAACAUUCAAAGCAUUAUAUGACACUGGCUCUUUUUGGCCCUUUUACUGGCCAAAAGAAGACGAAGUGGAUUUCAGCUCUUGACAGUUUCCAGAAAAGACAGUUCACCUUUUAAAUAGCUGGGCUCCUCUACAUUACUGGAUAGCUGGUCUCCUCUGCAUUCCUUAAAAACAGAAACAACCCAUUUUAAAAAAAAUACAGAAGUGGUCUACCAACUAUUUCUGGUUUUGUUUUGUUUCCUGUUUUGUAUCUUGGCACUCUGUGCAGCACUAGAUCUUUCCAGAGACAGCAUGUUAGGACCCAGACCUUGCCUGGUGGAAACAGAAUUGUUCUGAAAUGCUUAAGCCUGGUCAGGUAAUGUUUUAUAAGGCCUAAAUCCAAUUGCUAGUUCUAAGUAGAGUAGACCCAUUGGAUCACCAGUGGCUUCAGUAGGUUUGUUCAAUAGUCGCCUCCACAUUCACUAGUUUCCCUUUCAUGGAUUUCAUUAAUAUGUUCUCUCUAGGAAUCUCUAGGUCUCCCAGUGUGAUUCUAUGGCCAACAUCUGGUGACAGUUGACCACAGAGUUGGGCUAGAGUACCUAGAGAUUCCUAGAGAAGUGUUAUCUCAGGUUUAAAAAACUGGCACUCAUAAUUUUGAUCUUCAUUGUUUUUAAUAUGGAAUAUAAUUUGGUUUACCAUUUUGUAAAAUAAAUAUAUGUAAAUCUACUUUAAAAAUACAUGAAAAAUAUAAGAUGUUUUUUUCUGAUUAAAAUCUUUCUAGUGUAUGCUGUGGGGCCGUUUCAACAUUGCCAGAUUUUAUUCUGCCUCAUAAACACUAAUAAAGAUGUAUUUUUAAAAAUGGUGUUGAACUUUAAUAGUGUCAGUGAAUUCCAACGCAUGAGCUGGUCACUUCAUGCAGAGUUCUGAAUGCACUGACUCAGAAUCCAAUUAAUCCUGGCAUGGACUACAAGCAUCUCAUAGGUCACAUACGUCCUCCACCCACUGUUUUUUCAAUCUCUCUUUCUGUACCACCACCAUCAAAAUCUGUAGCACUGAUACCCCAGAUACAGCCACAUUACUGAAGUUUCACAGUGCAACAAAAAGAUUUUUCCCCUCUUCUUCCAUUCCAGAAAGGAAGGAGACACUCUGCCCUGUUUAUCUGGGCUUUGUGGCACAAGAAGGCAUUCUGAUACUAUCUUGCACCAUAGACAAUGACUGCAAUUGUUGUUGAAUUGUGCUAACAACUGUACAGAAAGUAAAAAUCUCAUAGAGCUUUAACUGUGGACUUUAUCACACAUGGUUACUAUUUCAUAUCUAUAUGUUCAUUGGAGGAUCUUGGCCUGUGUGUUUCACAGACAGUUGUGCAUUCUUGAGUAAAUACUGUACACAAUGUACCACUUGGCUCACUGGGAUUGUGGAAACAUCAGAUGUAAUCACAGUUGGUAUUCAGUAGAAUGGUAAUAUAGUGCAACAUAAGGGUGUGAGUGUAGAUUUACACUAUGCAGUAUGACCAAGGAAUUCAGCUAAUGUUGGAGUUGUGGGUGAGUCCUCGAAGACUGUUGGGUUCAGCGUAUCCCCUCCCCUGUUCUACAAAGUUGCCAUGCCCUGUUGUAUAAGAUGUUGUGGAGAGUAGAGGUUGAGUCUGCCUUAUCCACAAUUCCGAAAUAUUUGAAUAUUCCAAAAUCCAAAAUUGUUCAGAUGGGUGGCUGAGAUAGUGACAUUUUUAC